Molecule: messenger RNA, 2752 nt
Organism: Spea bombifrons (plains spadefoot toad)
Lineage: Eukaryota; Metazoa; Chordata; Amphibia; Anura; Pelobatidae
Gene: FSD2
Product: fibronectin type III and SPRY domain containing 2
Exons: 13
Coding region: 213-2717 (834 amino acids)
Molecular function (GO): protein binding
Source: RefSeq, a predicted model, not a curated record
CAUGAAGAGUGAAAGACAGCUGGUUGGGAUCUAUAUUUGUCACUGUCUGUCACUACGUCGGCAUUAGUAUUUCUGGGCACACUGUCUAAAUUUACCACUGGUCUAUCAAGCCUCUCUGGUUAAAACAUAGCGGCGAAUCUCCCAUAUGCAAUUGAAUGUUUUAUUAGUGGAUCUAAGUGCAAACCAUCAGAGAACAUUUUCAUUAAGCAAAAAUGGAGGCAGAAAUACAGGAUGAAUAUGAAGUCUACAGGCCAGAAGGUGCUGACGCAGCCAUGAAAGAACAAGAAGAACGUUAUGAAAUAGCCCAAGAGGACAGUGAGCCCGAGGUAGAGGGACUGAUGUUCUAUCACACAGAUCUGUAUGAUUCAAAUAGUGGCCUGGAAAUAUUUCCUGAAGAUUUUCAACAGCAGCAAGCAGAAGAAGGGAUCGUGCCGGAGGCAACAAAGGAAGAGUUUGUUUCUAGUCCAGAGCAAAUACAGUUAAACUUACAAAAAGAAGUAGAUGAUUUGGCAAAACAAUACGGGCUUUCGGAAGACAAAGAAGAAGAAGAAAUUAAAUUUUUCACAUCCAAGACUUUCAGACAUCAGGAUCACUCCCCUACUAAAUACAUAAAUCCUUAUGCACAAAGAUCAUUGGCAGUCCCCAUUCCCAAAAAAGACAGUGAAACAAUUGAUCAAGGUUCUGGCAAUCAGUCUCCGGGAAAUAAAAAUGAUGGACAAAGCUGUGAAAAUGAAGGCAAAUAUCUUGAACAGGAAAUUGAAAGUCACAUAAAUGAAGAAAAAAAUCUAAAAAAUGGAACCCAACAACAAGGUGAAACCUUUGUCCAUUUAGAUGGACAACCAAUUCAUGGACACCCUGAACAUGAAGACCACAAAGGUAAAGUAGAAGGACAUAAAGAUGGUCACUUCGGGCAACCAGAUUAUAAAGAAGACCCAGUUUCCAUGAAGUCCAACAAUCAUAUGAGUGAUGAAAGUGAAGCUGCAGAGCCUCCUGAUAUCUUUUGCAUUACAUGCAAUACUCCAGUAAGGGCAUUUGAAAAGCUGUUUGGCUUUCACAAAGAACAUGAUGUCACACAAAUAAAGGCAGCCGUUGACAGCAUCAAGGAAGAAACACACAAAAAGAUGUGUAAACUGGAAGAACAAAUUGUACAAAUGGAGAACUUUGCAAGUCAUCUGGAAGAAAUAUUUAUCACAGUAGAUGAGAAUUGUGUGAGACAAGAACAGAACUUUGAGAUGCACUAUAAUGAAAUAAUGGAUGCACUUGCUCAGAAACACGAGGAGAAGGUGCAAGCUCUGGGAGAGGAAAAGAGACUCAAACUAGAAUCGUUAUUUGAGCAGCUUGUUGAUUGCGGAAAGUGCCUCGACACCUCUAAGGACUUGAUGGAAACCAUCCAGGAUUUAUUUAAAGGAAAGGAAAAAGUAGACUUCAUAAAGAUUGCACUGCAAACAACUAACAGACUGAAUGAAUAUUUCAACACAGACGUCAAUUUAAAUAUAUCUACGGAUGCAGAAUUUGCUAACAACACAAUAGAGUUCUCCGAAGUGGAACAGCUAUUGGACUCUAUCAAUACAGUCCCAGCUCCAUCGGCUCCUGUAAUAAACCCCCAAGCACCCAAUUCGGCGACAGCCACCUCGUUGCGGGUGUGCUGGAGCCUGUUCUCUGAUGACACAGUAGAGAGUUACCAGCUGUAUUAUAAACCGGUUUCUGAUGGGACUCCCGGGGAAGAUCAGGAAGAGUUUAUGAUUCGAGCCAAAGAGACUUAUUGCAUGGUGAACAGUCUGAUGCCGAACACGCAGUAUGAGUUCUGGGUUGUAGCUGUGAACACCACUGGGAAAAGUCCAGCAAGCGAAAGCGCCGUAUAUGUAACAGUGCCAUCCCCUCCUAUCAUUAAACGUGAAGACUGCCGCAGUUGUGACAAUGCAGCUUUAAUCUGCUGGCAGUCUGGGAACAUUAACCCCGUGGACUCAUACACCGUAGAAAUAUACAAGGUGACUAAUGAAGUGAAUGAAGCUUUUCUCACAGAAUCUAUUGUUGGCAUUCCCAUCUGUGAGUCCCUAAUCCAACUCAAGCCUAAUGAAACAUAUCACAUCAGCGUCAAAGCUGUGAAUGUGGGUGGGCCGAGCGAAAGCAGCAGAUAUGUUUCCAUUCACACUACAGGUACUUUUUUUCAUCUGAACAAGGAAACUGCGCAUCCUCUCUUGUCUAUUUCUGGUAAUGGAUUUACAAUUUCAUGCAAUGAGGAAGAAAGCCUCGCUGACUUAACUUAUAAUAGUGAUAGCUUUACAAGAUCCAUUGCUGUCAUGGCAAACCUCAUCCCUUACAAGGGGAGACAUUACUGGGAGGUGGAAGUGGAUGAAGAUACAGAAUACCGGAUCGGAGUGGCCUAUGAGGAUACGAACAGAAAUUCUUUAAUUGGUGCCAACAAUACAUCCUGGUGUUUUCGACAUGUUCUAACUCCAGCCAGGCACAAGUAUGAAUUUUUGCACUGUGGAAUCUCACCAGACAUUCGUAUUACAAUACCUCCAUCAAGAAUUGGAGUCCUGCUGGAUUAUGACCGUGAAAAAUUGUCAUUUUUUAACAUGGAAAUUCAUCAGCACCUCUUUACAUUCGAUUGCCAUUUUCAGCACUUAGUGCAUCCAUGUUUCGCUCUAGAGAAGCCGGGAAGAAUACAUAUCCACAAUGGUAUUCCAAUACCUGGAUCUGUGAUGUUGCCAUGAGUUUCCAGAAUAAACCAAAUCCUCAAAUAUCUAAA